Molecule: messenger RNA, 1097 nt
Organism: Linum trigynum
Lineage: Eukaryota; Viridiplantae; Streptophyta; Magnoliopsida; Malpighiales; Linaceae
Source: the annotation of a GenBank genome assembly
GAACUUAGAGGAAUAGGAUAUAUGCCUUAGAUUAAGGGCUAUUGGAGUUUUGGAGGUUCUUCUCGAAAAGAGCAGCAGCAGCAAGAGGCAGCAAGUGGGAUACACAGGCCGUCGACGACAGGUCACAUGAAGAGCCUUUUCCCUAAGCUAUGGCGACAAAACACAAAGACGGAACAAAGGGCUUCUAUUACGUUAGGGAUUGGAAGAAAAAGGCGACAAGGAAAUCACAUUUACAGAUUCAUAGAAGGCGAAAAACCAAUAAUCAAAGUUAGGGAACUUACAGGAAAUAUGAGAUAUGCCUUCAGUCAGGUCGAAAAGAGUAGCAGCAGCAGCGAGAUGCAACUAAUGGAUACACAGGCCAUCCACGACAGGUCAGAUGAAGGGGCUUUUCCCGAGGUAUGGCGACAGAGCAGAGGGCUAGAGGAACUUCUUCGAUUCCGGCGGGGAUUGGAAGACUCGGGACGGAGACAGAAACAGAAGCUAUCGCCGGGAGAAUGGAAAUUCGAUUCCGGCGGGGAUUGGAAGACUCGGUGCGAAUACAGAAACAGAAGCUAUCGCCAGGAGAACGGGAAUCAGAAUGGAGAAAGAGAAGAAUUGUUGAAUUGACGUUAAAGACCCUCCGAAGUGUGCGCCGGUUGCAUGAGGGACUGACGUGGCAAAACCUGUAUGUUGACAUUGCCUUAUAUUAUUUUGUAGAUGUAGACAUCCACCGAGCGUGAUAGCACAUCCCACAGCAUUCAUCGCUGAGAUUGGGUUCCUGAAUAUCAACCAUGAAAUCAGCACGACAACUGCAACCUGUAGAAAAAUAAUGAUUCCCGUCAUUGACAACAAAUGGGAAAUCGAUCAUCAGGCAUGAAGUAGUAGAGAUCAAGGGCACUGGAAUUUUACAAGGGGAAAAGAACUGGAAUUUUACUAGUGAUGUGACUUUCAGAUUUUUAAUAAUCCAUGGGGGUGUUGAUAACGAUGUAAUUGCACAUGUUUGCGCCCCUAGUUCUUAUCCGUUUGAGGGGCAUAUUCGUGUGUUGUGGCCUAUUUUAUGCUAGGUUGUGUUCCUUUGUACCAUUUCAGGUCCUAGCACAUAAAGUGAAGCAUAGGCG